Nanorana parkeri is the source of this 1614-nucleotide messenger RNA. It is a transcript of the gene COPS2, whose product is annotated as COP9 signalosome subunit 2. NCBI's taxonomy places the organism in Eukaryota, Metazoa, Chordata, Amphibia, Anura, Dicroglossidae. The record is from RefSeq and is a predicted model, not a curated record. The transcript is spliced from 13 exons. Gene Ontology annotation, molecular function: protein binding. Gene Ontology annotation, cellular component: COP9 signalosome. Gene Ontology annotation, biological process: protein deneddylation. Bases 96 to 1427 code for a protein of 443 amino acids.
UCAACAUCAAGAAUAUCAAUCCGUUCCGGGGAAGGAAUUAAUUCGACCGGCGCAAAGGAUCCUGGGAGUCCACAGGCUCUAGUUCUCCGGCCAAGAUGUCUGACAUGGAGGAUGACUUCAUGUGCGAUGAUGAAGAGGAUUAUGACCUGGAAUACUCAGAAGAUAGUAACUCUGAGCCCAACGUUGACCUGGAAAAUCAGUACUACAACUCCAAAGCAUUGAAGGAAGAUGAUCCCAAGGCAGCUCUCAGCAGUUUCCAGAAGGUUUUAGAGCUGGAGGGUGAAAAGGGAGAAUGGGGAUUCAAAGCAUUGAAACAGAUGAUCAAAAUAAAUUUCAAACUGGCUAAUUUUCCUGAAAUGAUGAACAGAUACAAACAAUUGUUAACCUACAUACGCAGUGCUGUCACCAGGAAUUAUUCUGAGAAAUCUAUCAACUCGAUUCUUGAUUACAUCUCCACAUCUAAGCAGAUGGACCUUCUACAAGAGUUUUAUGAAACAACUCUUGAAGCUCUCAAGGAUGCAAAGAAUGAUCGGUUGUGGUUUAAAACAAACACAAAGCUCGGUAAGUUGUAUUUAGAAAGAGAAGAAUAUGGAAAAUUACAGAAGAUUUUACGCCAGCUACACCAAUCUUGUCAGACCGAUGACGGAGAGGAUGAUCUGAAGAAGGGAACUCAGCUUCUGGAAAUCUAUGCUUUGGAAAUUCAGAUGUAUACAGCACAGAAAAACAAUAAGAAAUUGAAAGCACUAUACGAACAGUCCUUACACAUCAAAUCUGCUAUCCCACAUCCUCUUAUUAUGGGAGUCAUCAGAGAAUGUGGAGGAAAGAUGCACUUAAGAGAAGGAGAGUUUGAAAAAGCUCACACAGAUUUCUUUGAAGCAUUUAAAAACUAUGAUGAAUCCGGGAGCCCGAGGAGAACAACGUGUUUGAAAUACCUGGUCCUCGCAAACAUGCUCAUGAAGUCUGGAAUAAACCCAUUUGACUCUCAGGAGGCUAAACCUUACAAAAAUGAUCCAGAAAUUCUAGCAAUGACAAAUUUAGUAAGUGCCUAUCAGAAUAACGACAUCACCGAGUUUGAGAAGAUUCUGAAAACAAAUCACAGCAACAUCAUGGAUGAUCCCUUCAUAAGGGAACACAUUGAAGAGCUUUUAAGAAACAUCAGAACACAAGUGCUUAUAAAAUUAAUUAAGCCUUACACCAGAAUACAUAUUCCUUUUAUUUCGAAGGAGCUUAACAUAGAUGUAGCAGAUGUUGAGAGUCUGCUUGUUCAGUGCAUACUGGAUAACACUAUUCAUGGGCGAAUUGAUCAAGUAAACCAACUCCUGGAGCUGGACCACCAGAAGAGAGGAGGAGCACGAUACACUGCUUUAGAUAAAUGGACCAACCAACUGAAUUCUCUCAACCAGGCUGUUGUCAGCAAGCUUGCUUAACAAAGAAGAAGUUGUUACUCAGUAGAUAAAAAGUACUUAAAGGCAACAGUGCAGUCAUUUAAUCCUUAAAAAGAACUGUGGAAUGGCAGAGAUAUACUGUUGGUUGGUGGUUGCCCUGAAAAAAGGAAUUUUGGCCGAAGCGCUUUCUGAUCAGCUGGUAUGUUUUUCACUGCUGCAUUUGUCCCAA